Molecule: messenger RNA, 606 nt
Organism: Fraxinus pennsylvanica
Lineage: Eukaryota; Viridiplantae; Streptophyta; Magnoliopsida; Lamiales; Oleaceae
Source: the annotation of a GenBank genome assembly
AUGGAUCCCUUAGAUCCGUAUGUUGCCAGAAAAUCUCCACCGCCGAGUGCACCGUGGGCCUUUGACCAACAACCGGCAACAGGUAUACCAGUUCCACCUCCUAACUAUAACUAUGUUGAUCAUUCCCAACUACCUCCACCACCGCCACCACCUCCGCUGCCGCCACCGCAGCUACCUCAAGCUCAUGUUGGCACUCCAGGGAAGUGGUCUACUGGUCUAUGUGGUUGCUGCUCCGAUAUUCCAAAUUGUUGUAUAACUUGUUGGUGUCCGUGUAUAACAUUUGGUCGGAUUGCUGAGAUUGUAGACAAAGGAUCUAGUUCCUGUGGAGUAAGUGGAGUACUUUACACUCUUAUAGCCAUUACGGGAUGUGCGUGCUUAUAUUCUUGCUUCUAUCGUUCAAAGUUGAGAAGGCAAUACAUGCUGCCAGAGAAUCCAUGUGCAGAUUGUUGCGUUCAUUUCUGUUGUGAAUGUUGUGCCUUGUGCCAAGAGCAUCGUGAGCUUAAAAACCGCGGAUUCGAUAUGUCUAUUGGAUGGCAUGGAAAUAUGGAGAAACAGAAUCCUGGAAUUACAGUGGCACCAAACUUUCAAGGAGGAAUGAGUAGAUAA